AUGCCAGUUCCAAAUACACUCUCUCGAUCGGAGACAUGGCGUCUGUUGCUCCUCGUGGGAGCCGGUCUCGGCAUCCUGGUCAACACGUUCCAGGGCGAUGGUGCGCCGGUGAUAGCCUCAAUUGCUCUUUCUUUCAUUGCGUUCGCAGUCGCUUUCAGCAUGGUUCGAUGGCUCGGACCUGUAUUUAUUAAAGCAGGUCUAAAGGGAAAAGAUAUGGCCAAACCCAGAAAACCUGAAAUACCGGAAACAAUGGGUGCCGUUUGUGCUGUGGUUUAUCUACUUGCCCUCAUCAUUUUCAUUCCCUUUGCCUUCUACAAGGAUAUUGUUGCAGCCACUUCGGGUGGAGGCAAUCGAGAUGUUGUUAUCGAAGAUCAACACAUCGAAACUGGACGGUUCCUCCACAGAUUUCCCCAUGGGAAGCUUGCAUCGUAUCUCUCGGGUCUUUUGUCCUUGCAAUGUAUCAUCAUUCUUGGAAUUGGUGAUGACUUGCUUGACAUUCGCUGGAGGCAUAAGGUCCUGAUUCCUGCAUUUGCCGCCAUUCCAAUGCUGGUUGUUUACCUUGUCGAUUUUGGCGUGACACACGUUGUCGUACCCGUUCCCCUGCAGCGGUACCUUGGUGAUUUCAUUGACCUCGGGUGGCUGUACUACAUGUACAUGGCAGCUGUCGCGAUCUUCUGCCCAAAUGCUAUCAACAUGCUGGCAGGUAUUAACGGCAUUGAAGUUGCUCAGUCGCUGGUCAUUGCAUUCCUUUUACUCUUGAAUGAUGCCAUGUAUCUCGCUCCCAUCACCCCGUACCCCCAUCCGGCUACCGACUCUCACUUGUUCUCGAUAUACUUCUUGCUACCCUUCAUUGGUGUUUCAGCGGCGCUUUUGUGCCACAAUUGGUACCCCUCCAAGGUAUUUGUUGGUGAUACUUAUUGUUACUUUGCGGGGAUGGUGUUUGCCGUUGUGGGUAUUUUGGGACAUUUCAGCAAGACAUUGCUGUUGCUGUUCGUUCCCCAGAUCUUCAACUUCCUCUAUUCAACCCCUCAGCUCUUCCAUAUCAUUCCCUGCCCCCGCCAUCGACUUCCCAAGUUUAAUGCGUCAACUGGGCUACUCGACGCUUCUGUCACAGAAUGGACCAUUCCUCCUUCGUCAUUGGUCACUGUGGCCCUCGAGUUACUACACAAACUACGAUUGGUGCGGGUUAAGAAGGAUGAAAAUGGUCAAAUUGUGGAAUCCACAAAUUUGACCAUUCUCAACCUUUGGCUCGUGUGGAUGGGUCCUAUGAGGGAAGACCGACUUGCAUGGCACAUGGUUGCGGUCCAGAGUGUGUGUGGAUUACUUGGUCUCUUCGUGCGACACCGUCUCGCCUUGCUGGUGUUCAACCAAGAUAAUCGGACAUUUCAGUCUGUCGUAUAG
Messenger RNA from Penicillium daleae, 1401 nucleotides. Its product is annotated as UDP-N-acetylglucosamine--dolichyl-phosphate N-acetylglucosaminephosphotransferase. The record is from RefSeq and is a predicted model, not a curated record. Gene Ontology annotation, biological process: dolichol-linked oligosaccharide biosynthetic process; protein N-linked glycosylation. Gene Ontology annotation, cellular component: membrane. The coding region runs from base 1 to 1401 and encodes 466 amino acids. The transcript has 3 exons. Gene Ontology annotation, molecular function: UDP-N-acetylglucosamine-dolichyl-phosphate N-acetylglucosaminephosphotransferase activity. Lineage: Eukaryota; Fungi; Ascomycota; Eurotiomycetes; Eurotiales; Aspergillaceae.